This is a messenger RNA of Tauraco erythrolophus (red-crested turaco), 2480 nucleotides long. NCBI's taxonomy places the organism in Eukaryota, Metazoa, Chordata, Aves, Musophagiformes, Musophagidae. The record is from RefSeq and is a predicted model, not a curated record.
AACACUUUGUGUUUAAUGUGAAACUUUUUUUUUUUUUCUCUCCCCCAGAAGUGGUUGACUCUGAAGGCGUCAAACAGAAUGGAAAAAAGGUUACAGUUAAUCAGAACCGGAGCCAUGACAGCACCGAUAAAAGUGCUCCCAGGCAAAACAAAAUCAAACCUGAAGUGACAACUGAAAUGGUACGGUCCUCCAGCGUAAUGGUUUCAAACAAGGCUUCCAUCUUAUCAGAACCAAAGUUUGGACUAAGAGAUACUAUUGUUAAAUCUCAGCUUGCACAAAUGGAGGAUUCCUACACACGCAUAGAGAGCUUCAGGUUUUUUGUUGGGACGUAUAAUGUGAACGGUCAGUCACCCAGGGAAAGCCUCCAGCCGUGGCUGAGGUGUGAUGCUGAGCCUCCCGACGUUUACUGCGUGGGUUUCCAGGAGCUCGAUCUGAGUAAAGAAGCCUUCUUUUUCAAUGACACACCGAAGGAAGAAGAAUGGUUUAAAGCUGUAACUGAUAGUCUGCACCCAGAUGCCAAAUAUGCAAAGGUGAAACUUGUGCGGCUUGUGGGAAUCAUGCUUCUGUUGUACGUGAAAGCAGAUCUUGCUUUGAACAUCUCCGAGGUGGAAAUUGAGACUGUGGGAACUGGAAUCAUGGGCAGGAUGGGUAACAAAGGAGGUGUUGCCAUAAGGUUUAAGUUCCACAACACUAGCGUGUGCGUUGUGAAUUCUCACCUUGCAGCUCACACGGAGGAAUACGAGCGGAGGAACCAGGACUUCAAAGACAUCUGCUCUCGGAUGCAGUUCUGCCAGUCGGAUCCAAAUUUGCCCCCUCUCACUAUUGGCAAACACGAUGUGAUCUUAUGGUUGGGUGACCUCAACUAUCGGCUGGAGGAACUGGAUGUGGCCAAAGUGAAGCAGCUUGUAGACGAGAAAGCAUUUCCAGAGCUUGGCCAGUAUGACCAGCUAAAGAGGCAAAUGAAUGCAAAUGCAGUCUUUGAAGGCUUUACAGAGGGAGAGAUUUCUUUCCAGCCAACAUACAAAUAUGAUGCUGGCUGUGAUGACUGGGACACAAGCGAGAAGUGUCGUGUUCCAGCGUGGUGUGAUCGGAUACUCUGGAAAGGGCAGAACGUUGCUCAGCUGAGCUAUCGCAGCCAUAUGGCUCUGAAGAUCAGUGACCAUAAGCCAGUUAGCUCUGUGUUUGAUGUCGGGGUGAAGGUUGUGAAUGAAGAGCUCUAUCGGAAAGCCUUUGAGGAAAUAGUGCGCUCCCUGGACAAGCUGGAGAAUGCCAACAUUCCCUCUGUGACCCUCUCCCAAAGAGAGUUCCAUUUCGAGGCUGUUAAAUACAUGCAGCUGCAGGUGGAGAAGUUUACGAUCCGCAAUGGACAAGUGCCCUGCCAGUUCGAAUUCAUCAGCAAACCUGAUGAGGAAACCUACUGUAAGAAGUGGUUGAUUGCUAAUCCCAGUAAGGGCUUUCUGCUCUCAGAUGCUGAGAUCACAGUUGAGCUGGAGGUGUUUGUUAAUAAAUCAACAGCUACAUGCUUAAACUCUGGAGAGGAGAAACUAGAAGAUAUCUUGGUCUUGCAUCUUAAGAGGGGGAAGGAUUAUUUUCUAUCUGUAACAGGCAACUACUUGCCAAGUUGCUUUGGGUCUCCCAUUCAUACGCUGUGUUACAUGAGGGAACCGAUCCAGGACAUGUCACCAGAAUCCAUUUGGAAACUUACCCUGAUGCCACUAGAUGUGGAUGAUGAUGCUGUUCAAGCUGAAAAGCCUCUGGACAUUCCAAAAGAGCUGUGGAUGAUGGUGGAUCACUUGUACCGCAAUGCUUCCCAGCAGGAGGACUUGUUUCAGCAGCCAGGCCUCAGAUCAGAAUUUGAGCAAAUCCGAGACUGUUUGGACAAAGGAAUGCAUGAUACCCUCUUUGGCAGCAACCACUCGGUAGCAGAAGCCCUGCUGCUCUUCCUGGAGAGCCUGCCAGAGCCCGUCAUCUGCUACAGGUUCUACAGCAGCUGUUUGGAGUGUGCCAGCAACUACCCGCUGAGCAGCCAGAUUAUCUCUAACCUGCCAAGGUGCCAUAAAAAUGUAUUUGAAUAUCUCAUGGCAUUUCUACGGGAGCUACUGAAAAAUUCAGGGAAAAACCAUUUGGAUGUGAAUAUUCUUGCUAGUAUAUUUGGUGGCUUGCUGCUUCGACCUCCUCCUGGCCAUCCUACACCUGACAUAACCGAGAAGAGGAAAGCUCAGCAAUUUAUCCGUCAGUUCCUCUUGAGAGAAGACAAUUUACCAUGAAUUUCAGAUGCAGCUCAUCUGUUUUUUAGAUAUCAAAUUACUGUAAAAAUGUUUCUUUUGUACAGUAUACUGGCUUUUUUUUAAUACCACAGUAUUUUAUACAAUCUAUUCUUUUAAAGGUGCAGAUCGGGCACUCCCAAUCAGGUGUCACUGUUCGUGCUGUACAGCGUAGCGAAUUUCUAAGCAAGCUGUAUGUAGACAGGCAAAAAUUUA